UUCCACUUUUGUAAUCCUUCUUACAUCCUCGCACGAUCAAAAUCCAGACUUGAGAAACCCUAAUUUGAUAUUUUUUCUCCUCCAAAUUCGAAAAUCCUUCUCCCCGUGAUCUCACCAAUUGAUUUCAAUCUGUACCUUUCUCUGUAAAUUAAGGUUCAAUAAACGUUUGAUCAAAUGACGCAAGGCGAAGUACAGUUACAGCCACCGGAUUCACAAAAGCUAAGCGAUUCCGCUCCCUUAUUAGGAGGAACCUCCCCAUCUUCUUCGUCUUCCUCCUCCGCGUUAGAAACUCCCGAUCACCACGAGAUAAACACCGCCGCCGAAGAAGAAGAAGAAGAAGAUCUAGAGAGCGGCGGCUCAUCUUCAUCUCCUUGCUGCCGAAUCUGUCUCGAGAACGACGACACCGAUCUGCUAGGCGACGAGCUGAUAUCGCCGUGCGCGUGCAAAGGCACUCAGCAGUUCGUGCACCGCUCGUGCCUCGAUCACUGGCGAUCGGUCAAGGAAGGGUUCGCCUUCUCUCACUGCACCACCUGCAAAGCUCAGUUUCAUCUUCGCGUCGAGCCUUUUGAGGAUAACAACUCGUGGCGGAGGAAGGCUAAGUUUAGGCUCUUUGUCGCUAGGGAUGUGCUUUUGGUCUUCGUUGCUGUGCAGACUGUUAUUGCCGUGAUGGCUGGAUUUGCAUAUAUAAUGGACAAAGACGGAGAGUUUCGCAACUCUUUCAACGAUGAUUGGGACCGUAUACUGUCAAAACAUCCCAUCCCGUUCUACUAUUGCAUCGGGGUUGUAACCUUCUUUGUACUGAUUGGCUUUCUCGGGCUCAUUCUACACUGCUCUUCUCUCAACGGUAAUGACCCGAGGAUGGAUGGGUGUCAGAACUGCUGUUACGGAUGGGGGAUCUUGGACUGUUUCCCUGCGUCGAUGGAAGCUUGUUUCGCUCUUGUUAUCGUCUUUGUUGUCGUCUUCGCUAUUCUUGGUUUAGCGUAUGGCUUUCUUGCCGCGACGAUGGCUAUUCAGAGGAUAUGGCAAAGGCAUUACCAUAUUCUCACCAAGCGAGAGCUUACGAAGGAGUACAUUGUGGAGGAUCUCCACGGGUGUUACACUCCCCCGAAGCUGGAUGCAGAGCAUGAAGGAAGGCUGAAGAUGUUGAAACUUAUGUGACCGGUCUUUAGUUGCAAAUAAAAAGGUUAUAAUAUGGAGUUUAUGGCACAAGAACAUCUUUGUUUUUCUUACAAGUAAGUGCCUGGUGAACACAUUACUGCUUUAGUAGUGAAUAACUAAGUAUAUUGAGAUCCAAAACUACAAAUAUAUGACUGUUCUUUCACUGUUAUUAUUUCAUGAUUCUUUAGCUGA
Messenger RNA from Raphanus sativus (radish), 1350 nucleotides. RefSeq lists its product as uncharacterized. The transcript has 3 exons. The coding region runs from base 175 to 1158 and encodes 327 amino acids. Lineage: Eukaryota; Viridiplantae; Streptophyta; Magnoliopsida; Brassicales; Brassicaceae. Gene Ontology annotation, molecular function: zinc ion binding. The record is from RefSeq and is a predicted model, not a curated record.